GCUCAAACUCAAAAAAGAAAGAUAUAUGAUGAUCCGAAGCCAUUGUUUUUAUUGGAUUUCAGUUGUUAUUAUCAUCUUUUCCUCCCUCCUUGUACAGACUCUAGCUUCUACGUCGCUCCACUUAUGCCAUCAGGACCAAAGGGAUGCUCUUUUGGAAUUCAGAGACGAGUUUCCAAUUUAUGAUUCUAAACCAAUCCCAUGGAAUAAGAGCAGUGAUUGCUGUUCUUGGAAGGGUGUCACGUGCAACGUUAAAUCUGGCCAGGUGAUAUCACUCGAUCUUAGUAGCACCGUUCUCCUCGGCUCUUUGAAAACCAACAGUAGCCUUUUCAAACUCCAACAUCUUAGUCAACUUGACCUUAUGAAUUGUAAUCUCCACGGAGAGAUUCCUUCUUCACUAGGAAACCUUUCUCGCCUCACACUUGUUAACCUUUUCUUUAAUAACUUGGUAGGAGAGAUUCCGGCUUCAAUCGGCAAUCUAAACCAGCUAAGAUCACUUAACCUUAUGGCUAACGAUCUUACAGGAGAGAUCCCUUCUUCACUAGGAAACCUUUCUCGUCUUAUAAAUCUUGAGCUUUCUUCUAAUAGUUUGGUCGGUGAGAUUCCGACUUCCAUAGGCAAUCUAAACCAGCUAAGAAACCUUAGCCUUGGGUCUAACGGUCUCGUAGGAGAGAUUCCUUCUUCACUAGGAAAUCUUUCUAGUCUCUUACAUCUUAGGCUUUUCAAUAAUCAUUUGGUAGGUGAAGUCCCGGCCUCCAUAGGAAAUCUAAACGAACUAAGAGUCAUGUCAUUUGAAAACAAUAGCUUAAGUGGCAGUCUUCCUAUAUCAUUAGCCAAUUUAACUAAGCUUUCUGAAUUUAGCCUCAGCUCUAAUAACUUCACAUCCACGUUUCCAUUAGACAUGAGUAGAUUCCCCAACUUGGAGUACUUUGAUGUUUCUCAAAACUCAUUUAGCGGUUCUUUCCCUAAAUCUUUGUUCUUGAUUCCUUCGUUGCAAGAUGUUUAUUUGGCAGGAAACCAAUUUACAGGAACUAUAGAGUUUUCAAAUACAUCUUCAUAUGCUAAGCUUCAAACCCUAAUCCUUGCUCAUAACAAAUUCGAUGGCCCAAUCCCCGAAUCUGUAUUUAAAUUUCUCAACCUUGAAGAGCUAGAUAUUAGCCACAACAACUUAACUGGACCAAUCCCUAGAUCUAUAUCAAAUCUAGUCAACCUCCUUCAUCUUGACCUUUCCAAUAAUAAGUUGGACGGUGAAGUACCUGGUUGCUUAUGGAGCCUAGAUACAUUGACGCUUUCUCACAAUUUUUUUACCAGUUUUGAAAACUCUUCACAAGAAGCACUAAUUGGAGAGUUGGAUCUGAAUUCAAAUUCAUUCCACGGACCAUUUCCUUAUAUGAUCUGUAAGCUUGAAUGGUUAGGCUUUCUAGAUUUGUCCAACAACCUCUUCAACGGCUCGAUUCCUCCAUGUAUAAAGAACUUUAGUGGGUCUAUUAAAGAGCUAAUCUUGGGGAACAACAACUUCAGUGGAACCUUUCCAGAUAUAUUUUCAGGUGUUACCAAGAUUGUAUCAUUGGACAUUAGUCAAAACCAGCUGGAGGGAAAGUUUCCAAAGUCUUUUAUCAACUGCAAUGAUCUAGAACUUGUGAAUGCGGAGAGCAACAAAAUCAAGGACAUGUUUCCAUCAUGGUUGGGAUCUCUACUGUUGAUGUCCUGAUCGGUCACAAUUAGUAUGUUUAGUUCGGUUAAAGGAGGGUCGAAGUUCUCUU
Camelina sativa (false flax) is the source of this 1760-nucleotide messenger RNA. The record is from RefSeq and is a predicted model, not a curated record. NCBI's taxonomy places the organism in Eukaryota, Viridiplantae, Streptophyta, Magnoliopsida, Brassicales, Brassicaceae.